AGGUUGGUUGUUUAAAAGCAGUGAACAACAGAAAGACCAGUUACUGUCCUUGGAAGCCUCACGAAGAAGAAAUGGAGAUCCAGCUACUGUGGACCCUGCUCCUCAUCACCUUCUCAGGAUCUAUGGCCAAGAGAGAUUUCCGGGGUAAGGCACUUCUCUUCCCGAAACCAACAGCUAAUUCCUAUGUGACUCUGACCCCACUGCUGAACAAAAAGCUGCAGAGCUUCACUGUGUGCCUGUGGACCUACUCAGAACUGUCCCGUGGCUAUUCUGUGUUCUCUUAUGCCACUCGAGCUUCGGCAAAUGAAAUCCUCCUCUUCAGGGAUAGAGUUGGACAGUACAGUUUGACAGUUGGGGGAGAAGAGGUUACUUUCCAAGUGACUGAGUCACCUCUGACCCCAGUGGAUAUCUGUGCUACUUGGGAAUCAGCCACAGGAGUUGCUGAGAUAUGGAUGAAUGGGAAACCCCUGGUGAGGAAGGUUAUGAAAGUAGGAUACGCCUUGAGUGACAAUCCCAAGAUCAUUCUGGGGCAAGACCAGGAUACAUAUGGGGGUGGGUUUGAUAUAAAUCAGUCCUUUGUUGGGGAGAUUGGAAAUGUACAUAUGUGGGAUUAUGUGCUUCCACCCAAGUUGAUAAAGGUCAAAUGUUUUUGGGGCAAUGUUCUAAACUGGAGGAAGCUGGAAUUUCAGAAGUAUGGCUCCAUGUCUAUUGCUCCCCAUCUUUGGGACAGUGAAGGAAGUUGGACAUCUGAGUCUGGGAAGAUUAAGGAAACCUAUGCUGACAAGGAAUGCCAGACCCAGCCAUGCUGCAGAGAUGUGACUUUGGGCAAGAAGGAACCAGCACACACCCAGUGA
Molecule: messenger RNA, 854 nt
Organism: Vombatus ursinus (common wombat)
Lineage: Eukaryota; Metazoa; Chordata; Mammalia; Diprotodontia; Vombatidae
Product: C-reactive protein-like
Exons: 4
Coding region: 72-854 (260 amino acids)
Biological process (GO): innate immune response
Molecular function (GO): low-density lipoprotein particle binding; complement component C1q complex binding
Source: RefSeq, a predicted model, not a curated record